CAGUUAAUGUAAUAAUUAAAGUAAUGGAAUCAGUGCGCAAAGCUAAGCAGAGACUACGCAAUUAUCCCGUGCUACUGGGCAAGUGUGCUGAUAAGGCAGCUGUUUACGCGGCAUGUGUGACACGAGAUUUAAAUGUGCAGCAUCAUAUUUGCGAUAAGGAAUUCAAGCAGUUCAGUGAAUGUUUACAGAAAGCAGCAAAAGAAAUGAAAACUAAAUUGUAAAACGUACUUGUAAAUGCUGGAUUGUUAUAAAUGGAAAUUUUUCAUACAAA
Molecule: messenger RNA, 271 nt
Organism: Bactrocera tryoni
Lineage: Eukaryota; Metazoa; Arthropoda; Insecta; Diptera; Tephritidae
Exons: 1
Coding region: 24-221 (65 amino acids)
Biological process (GO): mitochondrial respiratory chain complex I assembly
Cellular component (GO): mitochondrion
Source: RefSeq, a predicted model, not a curated record